Messenger RNA from Leishmania braziliensis MHOM/BR/75/M2904, 1310 nucleotides. RefSeq lists its product as hypothetical. Gene Ontology annotation, biological process: tRNA methylation. The annotation marks the transcript as partial. The record is from RefSeq and is a predicted model, not a curated record. NCBI's taxonomy places the organism in Eukaryota, Euglenozoa, Kinetoplastea, Trypanosomatida, Trypanosomatidae. The transcript has a single exon.
AUGAAGAUGGGGGGAGGCAAUGUGGUGUGCGUAGUCGCCUCCUCUACUCCUUCAGCAGCAGCGCUAUCUGCUAAAACUGCAGCGGUGAUGAUGCCAAACUACCGCUGCAAGCAAAAGCAAUACCACAGCGUGUUGUGCUCGCUACAGUUUGUGCUCGCUCUCCUGCACCACACACCAAAUGGUGCUGCACAUACACGUACGCAGCAACACGAGCGCGACCAUGCUGAGGAGGUCGUUAGCAGCAGCUUCUGCUCCACCGCAGUUAGUGCUGCUGAUGCGGAGUCCGAUGCUUGGAGUGCUUUUCAAGUAGCUGCAGAUGGUGCUUUAGCCUCCUUCGACGCACAGGGGCCGCUCUCUGCCUCGCAACUGCUCUCCCUGCAAAAAGGCUUAACGGACGCUGAGAUACGUGAUCUCUGUGUACAAGGCAUGCGCUGCUUCAUUACCCAGCAGCACCAGCAGCUGGCCUCAACGCUCACCCCUGUGCAGCAACCUCUCUUCAGCGUCGAAAACAUCUUCAGCGCCCCUAUGCCUCUUCUUCAGGUAUUAUGGCCGACAGAACGCAUUCGCCAGCGCUACACGCGGGCUUUGAAGGUGUCACACCACAACCGCAUCAGCCACAGCGACCUCCUCACCAUGCCCGGCUACCUGCAGGAGGCUGGCCUGCAUGCGCGGCGUGUCUUGGCGGAGUGUACUGGCGCUACAAGUGGUGAAAGCCCCGUCAUGGCGCAGGACUCAGAGGAGCGGGGAGCGAACGAGUGGGCCCGCCUCAUCGACCUCUACACCACCUUCCUCCCCGACCGGUCCCACACCCACGAACUGGAGAAUCUGCCGCAGGAGAUUGCCAUCGGCGAGCUGCUCCGCGAGACCGUCGAGCGUGUGCGCAGGGCGGAGGAUCAACCCGGCAGCGACGGCUUCGCGCUGGACUGCGUCGUCGACGCUGGUGGGGGCAACGGCUUCCUUGCGGCGCAGGUGGCGGAGCGGCUGCAGUGCGACAGCGUCGUCAUCGACCCCCUCUUUCCGGCGCACUCCAUCGACUGCUGCCCGCGCCCGUGGCCUGACACAGUGCACCGCACGCGGCCCGCCACGCGCCGCCAGCGCAGGCUGCACCGCACCAUGGCGUCGUUCCGCGACGUCCGCUGGUCAGACGCUGUGCCAGCAGCGCCAGCGCGCACAGCCCUCAUCGCGAAGCAUCUGUGCGGCAGCGGCGUGGACGAGGUGCUGCGGCAGCUGGAGGCACAGGACUGUCUGCCACGCAUCUUCGUUCUGGCGCCGUGCUGCUUCACAAAUGCUCCCUGGACACCUAUAUCAAC